Molecule: messenger RNA, 2625 nt
Organism: Lytechinus variegatus (green sea urchin)
Lineage: Eukaryota; Metazoa; Echinodermata; Echinoidea; Temnopleuroida; Toxopneustidae
Exons: 2
Coding region: 1051-1677 (208 amino acids)
Source: RefSeq, a predicted model, not a curated record
UAUGGAACACACUCCUUUCGCAUUGGGGCAGCCACAAUGGCAGCCCUAAAAGGUAUACCUCCCGAGCAGAUUAUGACCAUGGGUAGAUGGCGUAGUGAUGCCUAUCUACGUUACAUAAGGUGACUUAUUGCGACAUUGUAACCACCACAGCUCACUAUGUAGGAUGGUUAUGUAUGCUAUGGGCGAACAGUUAUGAAUGGUUCCUGUGGUUACUACUCAGGGAGCAUACUUGUAAUUCGCUAUACUUGGUCGCAGUUUCAUCCAUAUACUAUUACAUUUAUUCAUAACUAUACAAUAAUAAUAAAGGUAAAGUGCAGUAGCCGAGUAGUGGGCUUCUACAUGGGGAGCACAUUUGCAAUUUGUCUAAACAUGUACAUGUAAGCAGAAAUAACACAAUAAUCAUAAAGAUAUACCUAGUCGGCUAAUUACAACAUAGACAAUUGGAUACUGCAUAGGGCGCAUAUUUGUAAUUACCCUUUGUGUGUGAACAGAUAUCCAGGUUCACGAUGACAAUGAGUAAUAAUUCAAUAUUCAUAUAGUGCUUCUGCUUAAAACACAUUUAUUUGCUCAUUGAUAUUUUUUCUCCUAUGAUUUUUUGUGUAAAUAUAGGUUUAAAUAUUCAUGUUUCGUUCCCCUUCGUUAGUUUUCUUUGUUAGGGUUUAGCGUAGGCCUGGUGUUUUUAGAGCCCUUGUGAGUUAUGUACCUGCCGGAUUGCCUUCUGGGCAAGUUCCUUAAACUGCGGGUGAACAGGGCAUUAAGAUCAGGCACCAGUCCGGUAGAUAUAUUUUAAGUGUUUAAUGUAAUUCUUAUUAUAAGUUAUUUAUUAUAAAGCGCCUUGAUCAUAUUUUUGGUACAGCGCUAUAUAAGCAGCUGUUAUGUAUGAUGUAUGCCUAUCAAACUUUCUCUAAACUCUUUACAUCAUGCAUCCUAACCUACUUGACCUGUCAACUUAACUACAAUCGGUUGUCACAAUACACUAAUAGAGAUGAUAGCCAAUCAGCUAUACACGUAAUAUGACAAGAAAGAUGUCCGUGCACUGGGCAUGUGCACAUGGGUAGAACAUGUUACUUCCGGGAACUAUCAUUUUUUAUUGCAGAGGGGACUGGAGACUGGAUCUGGAUUGUCGGGGAUAGCCUGGUCAGGAGAGCAAAAGAAAGAGCUUCACAACGCAACUAUCAGCAAUUUGGAGAGCGAGGUAUCGUGGUUCGUUGGCAUGGGCAAGGCGGCGCCACCCUCCAGGAUCUUCCCAGGAUGGUCUCUAACCGGCUGAGAUGUGGCACUCCUCCUGCAUUAGCUAUUGUCCACUUAGGAUCAAAUGACAUCGGACAGUAUGAUGUCUGCCGGUGCAGGAUGGCAAUUGACACAGCCAUCCAAGAUCUACGCACGAGAAUGCCGCACACCCAUAUCGCCUGGUCUAGUAUUUUACCGCGGCUCUUCUACUAUGGUCGCAAGCAAGGCUCUAAUUCACAGGAGGCCUUGGAUGGAGUACGUAAGUCUCUUAACAAAUACGCUAGGAGGAAACUAGCCAGGAUGUCGGAUACCACCAUCAUCAAACAUGAAUUUGACCCCACGAUCCACAGCCUCUUCAAUAGAGAUGGGGUGCACCUCUCUGAUUCGGGUUCAGACAUUCUCAUUGACAGUUUCAAAACUGCAGCAAGGGAAGCAGGAUUUGUUUAGAUACGGAGAGGAGAAAAACUUGAGAGACAUCUUGAGAACUUGAGGCCACUGGCCAUGUUUUUUCCUUUGUAAUAUAUCUUGGUGUUAUUACGUUUUUUGUUUCUAGUUGUCUAUGUACAUACUUCAUUAACAUGCUUUGUGAAGAGCACCUCCCUGUGGUGACGUGCAUAAAUUUGAGAGUCAGAAACACUGGGAAGGAAAGGAUGAUAUUUAAGACAGGAAGAGCAAGAUAGAUAUUGUUUUGUUUAUAUUUUUUGGGAGGAUUCUGAUGGUCUUGGGAAGGUUUUGCUGUCAGGGGCUACAUGAUAAUAUUUGUGAAUGGUGUGUGAUGCCUUGUCCAGGCCAUUUUGCUCAGUAUCCUACAUCUUAUAGGCAUUUGGUACUGAGAUGAUUAUAUCAACUAAAAGUUGCUUUAAUUUACGCUAGGAGGAAUGUCUUUAUAAUUUUGCAUCCAUUCAUGUGAGGUUGAGUGGUCAAUACAGCUCCAUGCCAAUAUUAGGUAGCUUUAUUUUGCAAGCGUGAAAAGCUCAUGUAUGCUCCAAAAUCAUGUAACUUACGACGGGGCAAAAAAAAAAAAAAAAAAAAAAUAUUGGGUGGAAGGUUUUUGUUCAGAAACAAUUUGUUUGAAACCUGACAGAUCACCAAUAUUGAUAUCAAAGUAUAAGCUCCAAAGAUGUUGUUUACCAAGAUUUAGGGAAACACCCGUGGGAACUACUAUCCUGCGGGUGGGUCACGUGAUUAACAGUCCCAGGGAGGAGUUACUACCCUUCCUGGCGAUCACGUGACCAUAUCUUUCAGUAAGUUUAAUAGGAUGCCACAGAUGUAGUUUUUCGUUAUGUCUUACGACAUUGUUCAGACUGUUUUGAUGUUUAUCACCUCUUAUGUUAUUUAGGCAUAUUGCCUCUCUGUUUUGAUGCCUCGUACGGAAUUAAACGGCGAGCAAUGGCA